Zonotrichia leucophrys gambelii is the source of this 1365-nucleotide messenger RNA. It is a transcript of the gene MRPL15, whose product is annotated as mitochondrial ribosomal protein L15. The transcript has 6 exons. Gene Ontology annotation, cellular component: mitochondrial large ribosomal subunit. NCBI's taxonomy places the organism in Eukaryota, Metazoa, Chordata, Aves, Passeriformes, Passerellidae. Gene Ontology annotation, biological process: translation. The record is from RefSeq and is a predicted model, not a curated record. Gene Ontology annotation, molecular function: structural constituent of ribosome. The coding region runs from base 438 to 1322 and encodes 294 amino acids.
CAUUACACAUGGUGAGGCUCUGCUCUCCUGGAGAUGGCUGACCACCUGCCUACCCAUGUUCUUUCCCUGAUCCCACUGGUGAGGGAUGGCUGCUCCUAGGGUGACGCCCCAGGAGUCUUCCCCGCAAUGGACACUCCAGUACCUGCACGGGGGGCAGCUGAGCAAGGCCAGCCGCGUUUAGACGCCUGAUGGUUUUAGAGACUCGGCUUGGGGACACUCGGCUGAGGUCCCAGUAACAAAACAGCAGUGACAAAACGUCAGGAGCGCCCUGUUCCCAACCAUUGGAAUUCCGAGCUCCGGCACCGCAGGGACACCUGGCCCGCCGCCCCCGCCUGCGCGACACCGCUGCGAAGGCGCGGCAGCCGCGGUUUGCGGCGCUGCCGUAAAGCGGCGCGGCCGGGCGCGCUCCCCGCGGGCGCCCUUGGCAGGGAGCGGCCAUGAGCGGGAGCGGCGUGAGCCGGGGCCUGGAGCUGCUGCGCUCGCUGCCCAGGGUCAGCCUGGCCAACCUAAGGCCCAACCCCGGCGCCAAAAAGCGGGAGAAACGACGUGGCCGUGGAAGGUACGGCGGUCGGAAGUGUGGCCGAGGGCACAAAGGAGAAAGGCAAAGAGGGAAUCGGCCCCGACUGGGCUUUGAGGGUGGCCAGACUCCAUUUUACUUGGCCAUACCAAAAUAUGGAUUUAAUGAGGGACAUAGCCUCAGACGUCAGUACCAACCCCUGAGUCUUCAGAGGCUGCAGUACCUGAUUGACUUGGGCAGAGUUGACCCCACGCAGCCGAUUGACCUAACUCAGCUCACCAACGCCAGGGGUGUGACAGUGCAGCCUCUCAAGCGGGAUUACGGUGUCCAGCUGGUGGAGGAGGGUGCUGAUAUUUUUGCAGCAAAAGUAAAUAUUGAAGUGCAGAGAGCAUCUGAAUUAGCAAUUGCAGCCAUAGAAAAAAAUGGAGGCACAGUAACAACGUCAUUCUAUGACCCAAGGAGCUUGGAAAUUUUAAUCAAGCCAGUGGUAUUUUUCCUGCGUGGCAAACCUAUCCCGAAGCGAAUGCUCCCACCUGAAGACCUCGUCCGUUACUACACAGAUCCCAGGAAUCGGGGCUACCUGGCAGAUCCAUCCAAGGUUGCAGAAGCCAGGCUGGAACUUGCCAAGAAAUAUGGCUAUGUCUUACCAGACAUAACCAAGGAUGAACUCUUUAAGAUGUUAAGUGCACGCAAGGAUCCUAGACAGAUAUUUUUUGGUCUUGCUCCAGGAUGGAUCGUAAACCUGGCAGACAAGAAAAUUCUGAAACCAACUGAUGAGAAUCUGUUGAAAUACUACAGCUCAUGAAUUCAGGACUGGACACAAUUGCAGGUGUACAGGAAACAUCUGG